Messenger RNA from Cinara cedri, 8519 nucleotides. The record is from the annotation of a GenBank genome assembly. NCBI's taxonomy places the organism in Eukaryota, Metazoa, Arthropoda, Insecta, Hemiptera, Aphididae.
ACAGUCGAUCGGUCGUGUCCGAACUUACUGUGAUACUAUUGAAAUUUCCACGCAAAAGAAACAAAUAUACCAAAUAGUUAUAAUAAUAAUAACAACAUUAAUAUAGCCGGUGUCCGAAUUUCUCGUGUCUCCGAUGUCCGUCGUUGCACAUCUCGUGGUCAAUCGUUAUUCCUAUACACAGGCGCUUUAACGCAAUUCGAAAAUUUAGUUUUUUUUUUUCUUUUUCCCGGUCGUUUUACCAGGUAUCAUGUACCAUCCAAACAGCAAUAAUCGCAUAAUGUACCGCCUAUUAUGGUUGCAUUUCGCGUUUUACUGUUUGGCUCAGGUGACCCGCAUAUCGUCCGCCAACGUAAAUUCCAGUGAGUUCGAUAAAUGCGAGAAGAUUAUCCCCCAGGAAAAGAUCACAAUGACGAAGGUACGUAACCUUACCUUGGAAAAUCAAAAAAAAAAAAAAAUCUCCUAAAAUAGCAUCUACACAAUAUUUCUUUUCAGAAAUAGUGCCACGAGUAUAUAUCGGAGCUAGAUUUCUGGUAGAAAUUUUUGUCGUCGUAUAAAAAAAAAAACAUUUUUGUAAAACCAAUACAUUCUUCGCUAUACUCAGAUCUAAAACAUAAUGUCAAAUAAUGUAUUGAUUUUAUCUAUAAUAUCUACUUCUGGACUAAUGGUUAUGCAAAUGCAAUUGUAAGUCCACUACUCUCGGAGAGGGGAAAAAGCUAACAACCCAAUCAGCCCCCUUCAGGGACGUGCCUGUGUUUUUCCUGUUUUUUCUCGGCUUUAUCCAUUUAAUAUGGAAACAAGUAAGAUAAUCAAAAAAUUACCUCCGUCAAGUACCACGUCAGUCAUAUUUCGUUUUAGAAAAAGUACUAUACUAGAAAAUCGGAACAAACUUGCUGAUAAAAAAGUUGUCUACAGAAAAAUAAAUAGAUAUCAUUGUUAAACCAAUACUUUCCUCUCUCCGCUCAGAAUAUAACAUUUGCUAAAAAUAAUAAUUUUAUCUGAGAUUACGACGCCCUAAGAUACCAUUAGAUUUCACCGGUGAAAACAAUUUUUCUCAAAUUUUUGUUGUUGUUUAAUAACUGUUAGGUUUUAUUGGUAACUGGGAUUCUGACGUUUGAGAGCAGUGAAAUUAUAGAUAAUUUAGGCGUGAUUUGGAAGUAGUUUAAUUAUAAACAAUUAUUACAAUAUUUAUUUAUUUUUAUAUUCUACAAGCAGACAUAAUUCGCACAAUGGGUGGGCCACUGUUGUAAGUAAAAAGUUGGAAACGUAGGGAGAAUUCUUAAUGUACAUCUGUACGCAAUGACUAACAUUGCUAACGAAAAACGAUUCUGAACGAAGUUCGUCUAUACAUAUUUAGAUAGGCCAUAAUAUUUACAAUUUUCUCGUUUUUCCUAAGGUUUUUCUUGGUUUUUCCAUUUAUUGUGAAAACCCUGUUAGAAUCGAUGACGACCCGGGAAAUAUUGCAUUAAUUUUUUCCCUUUUGCCUAAAUAUGAAAAACUAAAUGCAUUUUAGGUGAGCAUAGAGACCUUAACCCGGUCUAUUUUAAUUAAAAUAUACACUUAGAUUUGUUGUACACAAUUUUCUACCAGAAAUCUUGCUCUAAUGUAUUAAGUGUAACAUAUUUUCCGAAAGUCAAUUUUUACUACGAGGUACUAGGAAGUCAUUUUUUGACCUUCCCAAGAGUUUUUCCAAUAAUUGGAAAAGCUAUAGGAAAAACGGAAAAUGUACGCAAUUUAGGUAAUAUGGUAAUAAAAUAUUAUGGCCUUUUUUUUCCUGUGAACAACUUAAAUACUUGCAAUUUUGCUUCGUUUUAUACUGAAAGCACUUUCUCUAAAAAAAAAAUCUGACUGAAGUGGUACUUUACAGAGGUUAUUUUUUGAUAUUCCCAGGAGUUUCCUAACAAAUCGGAAAACCGGAAAAUAAAUACAAUAAUAUACAAAUAUUAUUAAAAAAACUAUAUAAUGAAAAAAAAACGGAAAACCGGAAAAUAAAUACAAUAAUAAACAAAUAUUAUUAAAAAAACUAUAUAAUGUAUAUGUGUUAUUAUUUUACCAUAAUAUGACAUAUAUAUUGUUACCAAAGCAAUACUAUUCGCCGAACUCUGCUCAGAAUAGUUUUUUAUUAGCAAUGUUUAAUCGUUGUGAACAGAUAUAUGUUUAAUUUAUCUUCUAUUUCCUCAACUUCACACCUAUUACAGUGGCACACUGAUGUUCGAAGUAGGUCCGUCUUUUUUUGCGGUUUUACUCAGUUAUCAAAAAAACUUCUGGGAAAAUUUAAAAAAGACCUCAUUCACGCCAACUAGAAUAAAAAUUUAACCAAAAAUAUAUUUUGUUGUUUUUCUAUUUCAAAAAUAUUUCUUUUAGAAAAAAAAAAAUUAGUUUAUUAACUUUAAAUAUUUCAAUAAUUCGAUAUCAUGGAAUUAUUGUUGAAUAACUACUCUAAAUUCGAAUCUGAUACUUAUACACAUAAGGAAUAGUAAAACCAAUGUAAAAUAUUUCAAUUCAAUAGUGUAUAGUAUCGGAAAAAAAAAAGAAAUUGAGAUUGUAGGUUGCUGAAAAAAUUUCAAUGCAUAUUUGUAAACGACGACAACCAAAUAAUAUAGAUAUAUUAUAGUAAUAAACGUAAUAGAAUCGUUUAUUAAUUAUAAUAAUUCUUGUUCCAUUCACGUUUAUUAACUUCAAGUGGCUACAAUUAGCAUAAAUUCUUAUAUAUGUACAAAUAAUAUUCAAGCAGAAUUAUAUUUUUUAUUUAUAUUCGUUAGUAGUGGCGUGUUCGGUUUUUUCCUAUAGAGGGGAUGAACUGUAUUUUUUUUGGUGAUAGUCAUAUACAUAAAUUUACAAAAUGUACUUAUUAGUUAUUGGUAUAUACAUUGAUAUUUUAGGAUUAGGUAGUUAGGUAUAAAUUACAAUGUUAGUAUAUAAAUAUAAUAUACAUAUACCUAUUUUAGAUUCUAAGUUUAGCGAAGAAUGUAUUGGUUUUACAAAGAUAUUUAUUUUUUAUUUUUUAUACUGUGUAAAAAAAUUCUACUAGAAAUCUUGUUCAGAUGUAUACAAUGUAGACCCUUUUCUAAAAGGAAAUUUUCUUGGGGUGGUACUAAAGAGAAGUAAUUUUUUAGUUUUCUCGGCAGUUUUCCCAAUAAAAGAAAAACUGGGAAAAAAUGUUAGAAAAACAGGAAAUUUACGAAAAUAACGCUUUUAUUAUUAUUGAAAUAUUGUAAUUUGUUGUAAUUCAGUUUAAAAUAUUCGUAGACUUGAAAUUUGAACAGAAAACUUAUAUUUGCCUUUUAUAGACAUGCUAAAAUUUUCCAAAAAAUGUAAACCAUUUUUGAACUAUUUUUUAGACCUUUUAAUUUUGAGAGUUAUGUACUCAAUUUUUAUUCGGUAGGUACUCUGUGGUAAAAUUAUUAGACUUAAUAGAAAUGCUUGGAAAUUUUACAGGAGGUUCAUUAAAAGUCUUACUUUGUGGUAAAAAGUGAAAAUUUGAGUUUAAUGUAGUAUUUUUUUCAUAAUGGAAUUUUAAUGUCACAUUUUGAUGAAAAUCGUCUGAUUAAAAAAUUUUGUGAAAUAAAUCUAAUUUAAGAAUUUUUAUUUUGAACAUAUGUACAUAUAUGUCCGAUAUAAGAACGAUGGUGAUAUCCGAAUUAAACGGACUAAGUAAAUUUUGAAAUUAUAUAUAUUUGAAGUUCUGAUAUGAUGCGGAUAUUAUAUUUUAUGUUAAAUAACUCUAUAUUGUCAUCUCUAGAGUAUGUUUGUCGUAGCCGAAUGGUUAUUCAUACCUAUAGUUUCAUCCUAAAGUUUGCGAGUUCAAACCCGUAUUUUGAAAAUAAAUGUUUUGCACUUAUUUUUUCCCUUUUACCUAAACAGGGAAAAAACAAAUACAUUUUAGGUGUACCUAGAGACCCAGCUAUCGCUCGCUCGGACUAUUUUAAUCGAAAAAUUUCGAUUUGUUGUGCAAACUUUUCUACAAGAAAUCUUGCUCCGAUUUUGAAGUGUGGAACUUUUUCUGAAAGAAAUCGCACUGAGGAAGUACUAUAGGAAGGCCGCCUUUCGAUUUGCUUAGGAGUUUUUUCAAUAAAUAGGUUGAAAUGGGAAAAUGUAUGAAAUGUAGGUAUUAGUUAAGAAAUAUUACGGCAUUUUGUUUCCUGUGAAUAAUUUUAUUACCAACUAUUUCACUCUGAAAAUAGGUAGGUACAAAUAGUAUAAGAGUUUAAACUAUGAAAUUUAAAUGAAGGGCUGUAUUAUGCAAACUUCCCAUCAUCACACUUUGUAUUAUUUACAGAGCUUUACAUUUUUUCCAACAUUUGCCAAAAAAUUUGCAGCAGUGUCCAACAAACCCAUGUAAACAUUGUUGGAUGUAAACAUUUUUUAAUCAUUAAAGCAAAGUGUGGUAUUGUCUAUGUACUUGGCACCAAAAUUUUAAAAGUUGAAUAACUUUUUUCAAAUUUUUACCAGCAAAUUUCAAAAACUUUCCAAGAAGUCAAAAUAGAGAUUGAAUGAAUGUUUUUUUUUUAAGUUUUUGCGAACUUUAUGGUAUUAGCUUUUUAUAGGUUCUUUAGGUAAUUAUAAAAUAUUGUGCACUAUAAGGAAAUCUAUAACCAUUAAUAGUGUGAGAAAGUUUAACAAUAAAGAUAUCAACAUUCUAACAUUGUUAGAAAUAAUAUGGUUUAAAGUUUAGGUGGUAUUCAACUCCCUUCAUAUGCGACAGUAUUAGUUAUCCCUUAUUUAAAAAGUAAGUAAUCGAUAACAGGCAUAAUAUGUGUAAUAUCUACAAUUUUGACGAUAUUCCGUUUUUGUCUUCGAAAAUCGCCAAUUAGAUUUGUUCGGCCCUAUUAGUUAAUAUUUGUUUUACCGUGCUUAUAUUGUCUCAUAAAAAGUAUCUUUAUACGUAUUUUAAUGAAAAAUAAUGAGUAAUAAAUUCAAAUGCCAAUCAGAAAAAGUCCAAAAAUUAUAAAAAAUGUAAUUUAUUAUUGUUUUCAGGUAAAUGGAAGAUGGUAUGUGAUUGAAAUCUUUCAUCACAAAUUAAUCAACAAUCAAAAUUGUUCACCUUACCCCAGGGAAAUCCCAUUGGAAUUGAUCUGCUGCCCUUAUAUAGAAUUGUCUGUUAACAAACACAAUUUAUCGGACCUGAAACUUCUGUGGGUGGACGAAAAAGGUGAAAUUGAAUAUCGAUUCAAAAUCAAUGAUAUGAAUUCCCCCGGAACAUGGAUAUCGAGUGGAGCGCAAAAUGGUAAAUGUAAAUGAAAAGGGCUGGUGUAUUGCUGAAGGGUAUGUCACUGUUUAAAGAGGGAAAUUAGAAGGAAGAGUAUGUAGAGUAAUUAAUUUAUAUUUGUACGAAUUUAACCAUUGCUAUCGAAAAACAUUUUUGAACAGAUUAUUAUUAUUAUUAGUUAUAUUAUGUUUUCUUUGUUGGUAAGAUAAUUUAAAAAUUAUCGAAAAUUAUACGAAACAUUGCGAGUUUUACCAUUUAUUAAAGGAACAACAAGGAAGAUAAAACAAAUGGCUUAAAUCACAAUACACCAACUAAACUUUGGGAUGUUAUUUUAACGAUAUAUACGAAGUAUUACGCUGAGGGUAAGCCUAUAAAACUUGCGGUCUGUCACAGGUUCAAUGGUAGAUAAGUGCUAUAAGCAAUUCGCGGGCACAGUGUUUGUUCGAAAGGCGGUCAACGACCACAUGUGGUUGCAGUUCUGUUCGCCCAACACUUAUCUCUACAGCGUGGUGAUGGCUCGGGAACAAUUGCUGGAUCAGAAGGUGGUGACAAGCAUCGUAAAAAUCAUGGAUUUCCAAAAAUUACCAAUUACGCUGAGGACGCAGACGUGCGGGAGUUCUUCGUCGACUACGCGGGCCACGGUCUGGCUGACGGUCGCGGUCACGGUUCUCUGCUUCCGCCUCUACAAAACCGACUAAGGCGUCUUGGAUAGGCCCGGGAUUGACGAAGAGUCUCGUCCGAGAAAUGAGAACGAAUACACAUACAAACACACACACACACACACACAUACUCAUAAUACCGUAUAACACUAUAUAAUAUUUAGUUACAAAAUGGCGUUAUUAGAAUUUCGUCAGGGAACUAUAAACAUUUUAACAAAAUACAUUUCUUUUUUAUAUCUUACGGUAAAAUAAUUAUAAAAACUAAAUUCCUGUUAUUUUUUUCCAUAUGGAUGGAUAUGAAUUCGUCCACCUCACUGCAUCAUCUUCACUUACAUCGUCUAACAACAAUUUGUAAUUUCUUUGUCGCGGGGACGGCUGAUAUCUGCUGUUGAAAAGUUUUUUUAAAAAAAAUAAAAGUACCAAAUCAAAAAAACUAGAAACCUUUUUAGUAGGGUAUUGGAAUUGUAACUACAAUUAAUUUAGAUAAAUAUUAUCUAAUACCGAACUUUACUGCUCACGGGUGUCAUAAGUAAAUAAUUUAUAAUGAAAUUAUAAUUUUUAACAACGUCAAUGGAUGAAUUGUAAGCGGGAAGAGAAUAUUAUUUUAAAAUCUUUUAAAUCGAGUUUAUUUUUGUGAACAAUUUUUGUUGAAACAUAUUUCUUGAUCUGAAUAUAAUUUUACUAUUUUUUUUUAUUUAUCAAAACAAUGUGCAAUUCUACUAAAAUAAGUACAAUUUGACCUUACUCACUCUUUUAAACUUGCAAUGGGGUACCCAGAAAAAUGUUUAAAUUUCUUUUCGUUAUUCUUUACUCCUGGAUACACUACUAGGAGAGUACAACUCUUGUGCCAGAUAAAAAUGAUACAGUCUAUUUUCAAACGGAUUUUCUUCUAUAACAGAAAUCUAGAACGAUGGUUUAGGGUAUUUGUUUGAACUUUCAAUUGAUCGCUCUGUACUCCCAAAGGAAAUUUCUUAAGUUCCACACCAAAGUACAAGUGUAAAUAGAUUUUUAAAUACUACUGGAAAUUUCUUAUGUAUCACUGCCACCGCUGCAUGCCAAACGCGAAUUUGAAUAGGUUUGUGGUCACAACCCCGUCACCGUUUCCCGUCAGACAUAUCCCCGUCCAAUAAACCUCAAACAAACAAACCCAAAUUGUAUUUUAACAAAUUGUAUAAUAUAGGUAUAAUUAAUAUAAGAUUAGAAGAUCUGUAUAUAUAUUUUUUUUUUAAACUAAAAUAAAAUAAUUUAUUGUCUGUUGAUAUCAUUGUAUGAAUGAGUCGCGGCCGGUUUCACUGUAUUUGGCUUAUGCGAAAACAUAUUAUCUAUAACAAUACCGACAUAAUUUAGAUAAAAGCAGUGGCGUAGUAGGUACAUAAUAGUGUUAUGGUACUUUGUUAUAAACAGUCUUUCAGCAAUCAUCGUUCUUAUAAUAAUAUAUUUGUCCGUUGGUUUUCUUAUUCGGUCUUGUGUAUUAAAUAUUUUAUUCGAAUUUUAUUUUUUUUUUUAAUUUUUUUUUUUUAUUUCGAAGUGUCAAUUAUUUAUUAUGGAUACGUAAAAAUUGAAAUACUUGCAGUUUUAGUUUUAAAAAAAAAAAGUUUAAGGUUAAUUGGACGGGGAUAUUUAUCGGACUGGGAUAUGUUUGACGGGGAAAAGGCGACGGGCAUGUGCUACCUUCGAAUCAUCCCUUCAAUACUAUUAAAUUUCCGUUCUCGUCUAUACUUUUGCUCAAUUUAUCGGAUGUCCGUAUCAUACAUUAUUAUUUUUAAUAAUAUUCAUUUUUUAUAAAAAAUAUAUUAAUGCUUCGAUUUAAACGCGAACAAUACAGUUUUAUUUACACACGUCAAUAUAUAUUAUGUAUUAUUUUAUAUACUUAUAAAUUACAAACGACUAUACUAAUACGCUAAUAGGUUUUACUGUAGGUGUGUAAGAAUUCGGUGGAAAGCCCGCAGAGCCCUUGGUUUAUAACAAAAAAUUGACCAACCAAAGGAACCAUUUUGCAACUCUUUUAAUGUUCUACCGAAUCAUGUAUACGCCGGGUGUGUACCCGCUAGCACUUUUAAGUUUACUUAGUCGCCACUUUUACUACUUUUAUUUAUAUUCAUAUGGAUGAUGGAACAUCUGAGAUUAAUAGAUUCAAAAACUACUAGACCGAAGUAUUGCAAAAUUAAAGUAUUGAAUCUUCGAUCCGUUAAGCUGUUAUCAAAUUGUUGUUAGAUUUGAUGGUUCUAAUUAUUGUUUUAUGAUUCUAAACUAAAUACAAAAUUGUUUGCGGAACUGAUAGAUUUUUUUGACUCGUUAUUUUGCAUAAUGUCAGUAACUUUUAAACAAAAAUAAUGCAAUAACUGAUUCAAGAAUUCAAAUAACGUUUUGAAUUUAUUCAACAUUUUUAAAAUAAUAUAUAACUGCUACUAACCAACUACCCCAUCGAGUAAUGGUUAUCUCACGUGAAAAGCACAAAUUAGGAUAUAUUAACUCUUUAAAUUUAAGUUAGAAAUUAAUUCCAAGAAUACUACGAGAAACUCUUAAUAACACUCUUAUUACAGUUGCGAUUAAUGAAUAUUAACGAAAUAUGUAUUUUUUGGUAAAAUAUUUAAAUAUAUAUAUCAUCAAAUGUGAACACAUUACGUAAAUAAAAAAGUUUUAUUUUAUUCGGU